AUGAUCGCCAAUAGGAUACAGUUUGACGCUGUCAAGCAUGAUAUCUUCCAUCCUAACCAACUUGGCGGCAUUCACCAAAGGUCGACUGAGGAUGCUGGGUUGAUUCUGACUCAUCUUGUGCGAGCAGGGUGGGUUAAGGGUCUCCAGACUAGUACGCUGGCUUUUGACAUUGCGCAGUUCUUCCCUUCUAUCAACCAUGAGAUGUUCAUGGCUGUCUUGCGCAAGCAAGGAUUCUCACCAAUAUUGGUGGAGUUCUUUGCCUCCUAUCUUGUUGCUCUCUCACCUGUUAUCUCUGGGCUGUUCAUUGCUCCAGUGAUGAAGCUCUUCUAUAUCAAAGCGGCGCUGCUCAACACAACACUACUUUCUUUUGUGGACGAUGGGACCAUUUUGGCCCAAUCCAAACAACUCGAUGAUAAUAAUGUGGGCCUGUACGCCUACAAUCCCUUGCUGGAUCUGGGGUACGCCCUGCAUGCCGGUGCUACGCCCUUGAAGCCCAAGACCUAUUGGAGGUACUUGGGCUUCUACUUUGACCGCGGGCUCACAUUCCAUGAGCACAUUCGCUAUUAUGCCACCAAGGCAUUUACCACUGUGCAGGCCAUGCGCAUGCUCAGAAACUCUACCAGAGGUCUCUCACCUAAACAGUGGUGCCUCCUCUAUAGAUCGUGUGUGGUUCCCAUUGCCACAUACAGUUAUCGUCUCUGGUAUUUUGAUGGCACCCGUAACAAGGGCGCGAUGAACCAGUUAAAACGGAUGCAGCGGAAAGCUGCUCUAUGGAUUACGGGUGCCUUCCGCACCUCACCUACAGGCAGUCUUGAGGCCCUAGCAGGUCUCAUUCCCGUCCACCUUAUGCUGAAGAAGUUGGCAACACAUGCAGUGUACCGUGUCACCUCCCUCUCUGACACUCACCCUCUUUGCUCCAUGUUGGGUGAGGGACUCCUCAGGCAGGCUGAACCACACACCUGCUCAGCUGCCUUGAUGACCCCAGCCAUGCGAGGGAAAGUCAAGAGCACCGUCAUGGAAGUGGACAAGCGUGUCCACACCUUAACUGAGAGCUUUGAGCCCUUUGCACCCAAAGCUUGCCCAGGUGAUCGGUUACUGGACCACUAUGCGGACCGUAUCCACUUUGACGAGCGUGAUCCUACUCAGGAUAGGCGACCAUAUCUCGACGAGCUCAUUGCGAAAGCGAGGGCUGACCCAUUAACAGUACUGGCUGCAACUGAUGGCUCUGUCCCUCAGUCCAACCAGUAUCAGGCGACUUCAGCUGCCAUCAUCUACAAGGGGCAUCGCGAGCUCAAAAGGACUUGCUAUGUCUCUGGCAGAGUUACCGCCCCUGACACAGAGCUCAAUGCCAUCUCGUGUGCGGUGCGCCUUGCUGUCAAGCAGGCAAACUGCCAGCAUAUUAUGGUCUUUACUGACUCUAUGGGCUCAGCCCACAGAGCAGUUGACCCCUCUGUACAUUCUGGUCAGGCUUUUAGUCUGGCAGUCUGUUGUGCUCUCCAAGAGUGGUUCGAGGCGGAUGAUUUCCACCGCAUCACCUUUGUCUACAUCCCAUCCGCUUUGCAGUGGGAUAUCCAUGGUGAGGCACACAAAUACGUCACCGAACUUAAGGUCAGGGUUGGACGUCGCAAGACGGACAACUCUAUAGAUGUGCUUCGCUCUUGGGCGGCGCACUCAGUCCUGGACUCAUGGAGCUCCACUUUCCAGGAUCCAACUUACCAAGGCUCUGAAUUCUUAGAGCUUCAACAGCCUGACGGGCAGCCGCUACAGCCAUCAUACCUCAACAGGGGACCUUGGCUAUCAACCUUCAGACACAGUAUCACUGAGUUCGCUCGCGUUUGCCAGUGUAUAACUGGCCAUGCGCCCAUUGGAGCAUAUUACCGCCGCUUCAAGAUCAACGAGCCUCACGGCUGCACUUGCGGGGCUGCUUUGCAGUCCCGUCAGCACGUCCUCCUUUGCUGUCACGAUAGAUACUCUGUACAUUAUCCCUGUUUUCUUGGGGAUAUUGCAUCAUUUAUGAAGUACAACCCUACAGCAUUUGGCUUCAGCCAGGACCCCUCGGGUGUCGGAUAA
Molecule: messenger RNA, 2070 nt
Organism: Cyclocybe aegerita
Lineage: Eukaryota; Fungi; Basidiomycota; Agaricomycetes; Agaricales; Hemipholiotaceae
Source: the annotation of a GenBank genome assembly